Messenger RNA from Dictyostelium purpureum, 1363 nucleotides. RefSeq lists its product as uncharacterized. The transcript has 2 exons. NCBI's taxonomy places the organism in Eukaryota, Evosea, Eumycetozoa, Dictyosteliales, Dictyosteliaceae. Bases 45 to 1256 code for a protein of 403 amino acids. Gene Ontology annotation, biological process: proteasome-mediated ubiquitin-dependent protein catabolic process; membrane fusion; nuclear membrane reassembly. The record is from RefSeq and is a predicted model, not a curated record. Gene Ontology annotation, cellular component: nucleus; cytosol. Gene Ontology annotation, molecular function: ubiquitin binding.
CACAAAGAAAAAAACAAAUUAAAGAAAUAAACAAAUAACAAAUAAUGGAUCAAAGUGAAGCCAUUUCAACAUUUCAACAAAUAACAAAUGCUUCAGAACCAGAAGCAAGAUUUUAUUUAGAAAGUCAUAAUUGGGAUUUAGAGGAAGCUACUCAAACUUACUUAUCAACCAAUGAUGUUUCAAACAUAACAGACGAUAAUAAUAAUAUUAGCAGUAAUAAUAAUAAUAAUAAUAAUAAUAAUAAUAAUAAUAAUAAUAAUAAUAAUAAUGUAAAUAGACAAACAAGUUCAAAUAAACCACCAUCAUCAUCACCACCAAAUAAAUCAACAAGCUCAUCAAACAGAGGUGGAAUUAGAACAUUAUCAGAUUUUAAUAAUGAUGACCACGAUCACGAUCAUGAUGAAGAUGAUGAAGAUGAUGAAGAUGAAGAUAAAACCCAAAGAUAUUUUACUGGUGGUGAAAAGAGUGGUCUUAUGGUAGAAUCAGCCCCAAAGAAUAAAGGCAAAAGCGGUGACAUUGUUAAUGAUGUAUUUGAUAGUGCUAAAAAACAUGGUGCCGUCGCAGCUCACGAAAAAAAAGUUGAAAAACCAGAAUCAUUUGAUUGUGUUGGCUAUCAAUUAGGAUCAACUGAUCAAGGCAACCGUGGUGUUUCAAAACCAAAAGAAAAAGACCCAAAGGCUGUUGAAGUUAAAGUUACUUUUUGGAAUCAAGGUUUCACCAUUGAUGAUGGUCCACUUCGUCACUAUGACAAUCCAGAAAAUAAAGAAUUAAUUCAAGAUAUUCAAAGAGGUGUUGUUCCACGUGAACUUCAAAAGAGAGCCACAACUCCAAAUGGUCUUAGUGUAACUUUAAUUAAUAAUCACGGUCAAGACUAUGUCGAACCACCAAAACCAAAAUAUGUAGCAUUCUCUGGUGGUGGUCAAUCUUUAGGUUCAUCCAGCACCACUAGCUCCUCAUCCAAUACCGGUAGCACCACAACAACCACUACCACAUCAUCAGCCCCAGUUUCAAUUGAUUCCUCACAACCAACCACCACUCUUCAAAUUCGUUUAUCCAAUGGCGGUAGACUUUCAAGCACAUUUAAUCAAACCCAUACUAUCCAAGACGUUAUCAACUAUAUCAAUAACUCUACAAGUUCAUCCCAAAGCUAUGAUCUUUUAACUGGCUUCCCACAAAAACCAAUUACAUUACCAUUUUCAACUACAUUAAAAGAUGCCAAUUUAUUAGGUGCCUUAUUAAUCCAAAAAUUAAAAUAGUUACUUAUUACACAAUGAUUAUUUAAUAAUUUUAAAUAAAAAAAAAUAAAAAAUAAUUAAAAUAUAAAAAUAUAAAUAAAUAAUAAUAGACUAUUAUUUAAUAUUUU